Messenger RNA from Thalassophryne amazonica, 1068 nucleotides. It is a transcript of the gene pex7, whose product is annotated as peroxisomal biogenesis factor 7. Gene Ontology annotation, cellular component: cytosol; peroxisomal matrix. The record is from RefSeq and is a predicted model, not a curated record. Gene Ontology annotation, biological process: protein import into peroxisome matrix. The transcript has 10 exons. The coding region runs from base 163 to 1068 and encodes 301 amino acids. Lineage: Eukaryota; Metazoa; Chordata; Actinopteri; Batrachoidiformes; Batrachoididae. Gene Ontology annotation, molecular function: protein binding.
ACUUCCGGGUCGCUGGGUCAGCUGACCGGACACGGAAGCAGCUGCAGUCUUGCUGCGAAGCUGCUUGUUUAAAAUGUGAAAAUAAAUUAACUCAAAACGCAUAAAUCGCGUCUUUUUAGCGGAUUUGUUCAGCGCGCGGAAAACGUACUGAACCAUCUGGUGAUGAUGACAGUGAAGAUUUUCCGCACGCUGGCCCGUCACGGCUACUCUGUGGAAGUGUCUCCGUUCGUGAGCAUCAGAGUCGCCUGUGUGGCCUCACAGUACUACGGAAUAACAGGUUGUGGGUCGCUGUUUGUUCUGGAUCAGACAGAAACUGGGAUCCACCUCGUUCGCAGCUGGCAGUGGGGUGACGGCCUUUUUGACGUGGCGUGGAGUGAAGCCAAUGAGCAUGUUCUGGUUGCGGGGGGCGGAGACGGAAGCCUGCAGCUUUGGGACACAGCCAAUCACACGGCUCCACUGAGGGUUGCUAAGGAACACACACAGGAGGUUUAUUCUGUGGACUGGUCUCAGACUCGGGCAGAGAACCUGAUUGUGUCUGGAUCCUGGGAUCACACCGCCAGAGUGUGGGACCCCACUGUCAGCCAAUCACUGUCAACUCUCAAGGGUCAUGAAGGGGUCAUCUACAGCACCAUUUGGUCUCCUCAUAUCCCAGGAUGCUUUGCUUCAGCCUCAGGAGACGGGACGCUCAGAGUGUGGGAUGUGAAGUCUGCCGCAUGCCGAUUGGUCAUCCCAGCCCACCAGGCUGAAAUCCUGAGCUGUGAUUGGUGCAAAUAUGACCAGAAUAUCGUGGCCACAGGUUCAGUGGACUGCAGCGUGUGUGUCUGGGACCUGAGGAACAUCCAACAGGCUGUCAGUCAACUCAGAGGCCACACCUAUGCCAUCCGCAGAGUGAAGUUUUGUCCGUUCAGUCGGACAGUUUUAGCGUCCUGCUCGUACGACUUCACCGUCAGUGAGGAUUUUCUGCUGAGGCUGCUUUUAGCGCCCAGAGCGGCUCGGCGUGACGAUCUGCUCAGGACCCACCUCACCCAGACCGAAAACAACCCAGAAUCCUUCAGUGCAACAGAGUAG